Molecule: messenger RNA, 9579 nt
Organism: Cladocopium goreaui
Lineage: Eukaryota; Dinophyceae; Suessiales; Symbiodiniaceae
Source: the annotation of a GenBank genome assembly
AUGGUGGCCAUGAGAUUUGCCUUGUGGCCUGCCAUGGGCUUCUUGUCAGCUUCUCCACUGGGCCUGCGCGAUCUACAGCGAGCCGCUCACCUCGGUCGACCUGCGACGCCGGCGAUGCGUGCGACGCGCAGGCACCUCAGCCAGCUUCCCAGUUGGCAAGACUACCAGGACAGUUGGUCGGAGGAGUUUCGCAUCCAAUUUAAGCGUGUUCGCCUGCGGGAUGGCAUGGCCCAUGAGCUUUCGAAGGCGGAAGCCAAAGACUGGGACAUGGCCAUCCUGGAUGCAGGGCACUUGGUGGCCACGCAGGCUGACAAGGUGCAGUGGCAGUUGCGGCCGCCCCCGGCUCUGCGGGUUCCUGCCACAACUGCCAUCAGAUUGAGGUGCUGUACAGCAGCGGGCUUUGCAACCAGGAGGAAUAUCUUCGCCUCUUGCGGAGGAACGUGUCCAGAGGAGAUCCCUCCUGGGGUCAAGGGUGAACUCCGCAAGUCUUUUAGGACUCCGCGCUGGCUGCUGGGGUUUCUCAGUGGUAGCGGCAGCUCCUGGUUAGCUCCAGGGGGUGCCAAGCAAGGUGAACCGAGCCUUUGGAAGUGGAAGCGAUGCCGACGCCAGAUGAACCAGUGGGAACAACGACGUCCCCGAGUGCUAUGGCAACCUCAAGUCAGGGUGCUGCUGUUUCUAGUGCUGCAGAAGAUCGCUGUGGAAGAGAUGCCCUUUGAGGAAAUCGCUUGCGAGGAUGGCUUGAAGAAUGUGAUGAGCCGCCUUCGCGACUUCUUCCAACCUCACCUAGAAGUUUCCUUGCCACGGGCCUUCGAGAGUGCUGUCUAUGGCCAACAAAGGUCCAGCAAAGAGGGCUUUGGGGAAUACAUAGCGAGGAUGGAUAGGGGUUUUAGCAAGUUGAAAAAGGAGGGCAUCACCAUGCCCGAUGCGGCACAGGGGUACAUAGUGUACCGGCAGGCAGCUUUGAGUGAAGCUCAGGAGCAGCGUUUCUUGGUUUGGGCUGAUGGGAAGUACGACAGGGCUUCCGUUGUCAAGGCCAUGCGGAAGUUGGACAAGGUCGUCAAAGACCGUGGCAAAUCCAGCUACUUGAUGGACGCCCCUGAAUAUGAGAGCGGCGUCUUUCCGGCCGAGGUCGAUGGCACUUGGGAUGACAGCUGGGAUGACGAUGAGAACUACAUCUACAUCCAGGAAGGCGACCUGGCGGAAGUCAUGGAUGAAGAGGACGUGAUGAGCGCCUUGGCAAGCUAUCGAGAGAUCCGCCAGGCGAUGAAAGACCAGAAGAAAGGCAGAGGCUUCUACGGCAAAGGAGGCAACGGCAAGGGCAAGGCCAAAGGCAGUGGCCGCUGGCAGAAAGUUCACACCGAGCAACUCAAGAUGAGGAGCCGUUGUUGGAAGUGCAACCAGGUUGGGCAUUGGAGCCGAGAGUGCAAUGCUGAUGGGAAGUCACGGCAUGGAGCCAGCUCAGCAGCGGGCGGCAGCGUUUCGUCUUCAGUGUCUACAGCAAAGUCUGGCUUCCUUGUAGUCUCUGGGCAUGCUGACGGUCACCAGGAACCGUCCAGUUUUUGGCUCAGAGAGUUUCUCCAACAGAGGGCAAAGACCAAAGAGCAGCAAUCCAGAGGUGCAUACAAGAGCGAUUCAGGUUUUUCAGGAAUCACAACCUUUCCAGAGCAUGGAGUUGUAGACACGGCAGCUGAAGGGGGAUUGAUAGGAAAGCCAGCUUUAGAACGUUUGCAGAAGAAGUUGCAUGGUUGCGGUUUGAGAACUAAGUGGAUCCCCAAGACUUCAACAGCCAAAGGAGUUGGGGGCAAUGCGACAUGUUUGGGAGUGGUGCUUUUACCUAUUGGCAUAGCCGGUGUCAACGGGGUUUUGGAAGCAACAGUUGCAGAUGGAGAUGUACCACUCUUGUUGCCCAUUCGCAUGCUGACGGGGUUGAAGGCAGUUGUCAACCUUGAGACCAUGAAAUUGCACUUGAAUGAGUAUGGAGUUGAAGUGGAGAUGCAUGAACUGCCGAGUGGUCAUGUCACAGUGGAUGUCAUGAAUUUUCAGAACGGCGUUUUCACCAUGCCCAUGGAGAUGGCGGACGAAUCAAUGGAUGUGCAGCCGCCUCCGCAUCAUGCCAAGAGGGCUUUACGAGGCUGGAGGGUCAUCAUGGACAAGCUCGUGACCCUGCUCGUGUAUACCGAGCACCAGCGGCUCGUGGAAGAGUGGUUUCCACAGUUGCCGCACUUGCAUGGCUCACCCUCGGAACCCAAGGAGGAGACAUUGGCGGACGUCUAUGCCGCCAUGAUUGCCGGUGCCAAGAUGUUGAACCCGCUGAAGGGCAAGGAGAAACCACAAGUGCCUAUCAGCAACUGCGUGCAUCCCAAGGGGAAGCUCCGAGGGGGAGGCAACUCCUCUCAGUCCUACAUAGUGUGCAAGGACUGCCAUGCCCGGUGGGAGAACAGCCUCACGACAGCAGAGAUCAAGAAGUACAUGAAAGAGCAGAAAAGUGCUGCGACUCAGGGGGGCCUCUUGAGUCAAAGUCAAACCGAGAUGGCUGCGGCAGAAUGGAUGGAGACGGGCCCAAUGACACCGCCCAGAUUAGCCAGAGCAAUUCAAAUCGAGCAGGAGGACAACCAGAGAAGGCUGCAAGAGAUGCAGCAGGCAUUGCACUACGAACAGAUGCGAUCCAGAGAACUGGAGAGAAACAUGCAACAGCAGAUCCAAGACCAGAUGAUGAGAGCGCCCAGGGAAGGAACCCAAGGCUAUGUUCCACCAGUGAUGCAGCGGCAGGCGAAGAGCCGCGCCAGGCCUAUGACCGUCGUGGACCAAGUGGCGGAUGCGCUGCUGGACAACCAAGACUUGUGGCCAGAGGUGGAGCCGGCGGAGAUCGUCGAGCUGCAUACACAGAACCAGGAGGGCGAUGUGGAAGUGGUGGAUUUGCUGGAGGAGGAGGGAGAAAGCAAGGUGAUGUGCGGGUCGUGGUUCUACGAGACCAUGGAAGAUGAUGAAUGGAUCAGGCGAGAGGGCCUGGUUCCCCUCCGCGAGACCAGACCGGUCCGCGUGUGGGUCACGCUCUCCAACAAGAGUGUGAUGGAGAACUAUUUAGAGGAUGACAAAGAGAAGCACUUCACCAACAAGGAGCGCAAGAUGGUCAACCAGGGUUUUCAAAAUGUCCUCAACGGCUUUGAGAGUAAGGUCGUUUCAGAAGUUUUCUCUCCACCAAGGGUAGCCGAGUUGGCUGCCAAAAGGGGGAUGAAGCAGGGAACCAGCUAUGACCUGGUCACAGGCUGGGACUUAUCAACUGCUGAGAACCGGCGCAAGAUGUGGAGCACAUUGCGCCAUGAAAAGCCUGAGCUCGUCAUCGCAUGUCCACCAUGCAAGAUGUUUUCCCUCCUACAGGAGCUCAACUUCUCCAAGAUGCCAUGGGAUCAGGCUGUACAUCUCAUUCAGAUCGGCUUGGAUGACUUGGAACUCGCGGCGCUGGUCGCGACAUGGCAGUACAAGCGCGGCAAGUAUUUCGUGUUCGAGCAUCCAGAUGGAGCGCGAUCUUGGGAUGAGGAAUGCAUGCAAAGGCUGGCUAAGCUCCCAGGAGUGAGGAAAACAAGGUGCGACAUGUGCGCCUAUGGGAUGGCAGUGGACGAGAGUGGCUUCAAUUUGAAGCCCACGGGAAUUCUCACCAACUCCAAGUGCAUUUCCAAGAGGCUGCAGCGGCGAUGUCCGCAAGACCACGUCCAUGCCCCACUUUUGGGCGGCCGAGCCAUCAAGGCUCAGGUGUACCCCAAAGCUUUCUGUGAGGAGAUCAUCAGGGGCAUCAAAGACCAGAUACGAGAAGAUGGCGGAUGGAGCACAGCAGAGCGCUACAUCUCCAGCGCUGAGGCGGAAGAGAUCUACGCCCAAGAAGGCAUGAGCCUGGAAGAGGAAGAUGAAGCUGAGGAGGACUUGGUGCCCGCUGACCAGGGCUUGGAAGAAGCUGUAGGAGAAAGCGGAGGAGCUGACGAUAUCAGCCCUCAGGACAAGGCCGCAAUUUUGAAGUUGCACAAAGGGGUUGGGCACCCAGCCUUGCCAGAUUUCGUGCGCUUCCUGAAGGCCGCACGGGUUAGAGGAGAAGUGGUGAGAUGGACCUCCAAGAACUUCAAAUGCGAGUCUUGCGAGGCUAAGCCAAGGGCUAAGGCAGUUCGGCCGGCCACCAUACCCAAGACCUACCAGCCGAACAAAGUGAUUGGCAUAGACCUGAUUUACCUUCCUGGAGUUGGGGGCCGACAUCAGGUACCUGCCCUGUCCAUUUUGGAUUGGGGUUCAAACUACCAGAUGGUGGAGAUCGUGGCAAACAAGGAGCCCACGACUAUCUGGAACACCUUGUGGAGCUGCUGGGCUCGCGUUUUUGGUCUGCCUGAAGUUGUGGUGUGCGACGCCGGAAAGGAAUUUGCAGCGGACUUCAACAAGACCGAGCUGUUGGAAAAGGCGCGAGCCGAGAUGGUGAUCACAAGUGAGGAGGAUCUCCACAGGCUGGUGCAGGAGGUGGAGAGUAUCAAGAAUAGAUACUCCAAUCGGUCGGGCUUCUCCCCAGUGCAACGUCAGAUAGGUCAAUGGCCUAGGGUGCCAGCCGACCUGGCAUCAGAUGAGAUCAUAGACCCUACGUUGGUUGCAGGGGCCUUGGUGGAUGACCUGGAAAGGCAGUGGGAGAUGCGACGUGUGGCACAAAAGGCGUUUGUCGAGCACAACGCUCGCAGUGCUGUCAGCAAGGCACUCAAGAGCCGAACCAGGAGUUCAGUGGAGUUUCAACCAGGUGACUUUGUCUAUGUGUACAGGGUCUACAAGGAGAGAAAGCGAAAGCAUGGAGCCUUGGCGGACAUUGACUAUGCCAAGAACAAGCCCACGUGGGUGGGCCCAGGCACUGUCGUCAGUCUGGACGGCGCCAAUCUCUGGAUCACAGUCUGGGGCGAGCUGUGGAAGGUCGCUCGAGAGCAAUGCAGACUGGCGACCAACAUGGAAAAGCACGGCGUGGAACUGGUCAUGAAAGAAUGCAAAGACCUGGUGGAGGAGUACAAGCGCACCUCAAAGAAAGCGGGAUACAAAGACUUGACUGAUGAGCCAUUCCCUGAGGAUGAAGAAGAGAUAGAGGCCUCUCCUCGAAGGGGCUUGAAAAGGCAAGUUGAGUUCCGCGAUCAGGUUGAGGAGAUACCGUAUUCACCAAGCCUGGCACCAGAACCUCUCGAUGAUGAGGGGCCAUCUCAAGCCAACGUUUCAGGUGGUCAGUCACAGACCUCCAGGCAAACCAUUGAGGAGCCAGAGACAGAAGGCCUUGGAGAGCCUUCAGCUGAGGCUACAAUUACGGAGGAUGAAAGCGUGAGCUCAGGCAGCCCUCACGCCACGGUGACGCCAUCCCUUCAGCCACCACCAGAGAUCAUGCAGCGACCAGACAUGCCAGCCAUCAUACAGCAGUCGGAGGCAGCCGCCAACCGACUAGAUGGAAUUCCCAGCAGCAGCCGGUCAGGCUGGAGAGUCCGAUCAGAAAACAGGUCAGAGCCUUACAUGAUGGAGAUGUUUUGGGCAGGCGAAGAUGAGGUUGAGGAGCUUGAGGUUGAUGAAGGUCGUGAAAAGGUUAACAUGUUGUUGCAGGCUGCAGAAAGGAAAAAGCGAGGAGAUUUUUGGACAGUAGACAGAGCCAGGAACACGAUCACAAAGCAUCAUGUGCGCAAAAGAAAAUCUCUCUACAGUCCCCUUCAUGACCACAGCCUUCCUGUUCCUCUCUCUUCGCUCAGUCAAGAGCAAACCACGCAGAUGCACUUUUUGUCGAACAGACCUCCGUGCCAGAAGACUCACAAAUGGACUGAGACAAGUCCUUCCUCCGCUGAGAAGGCCUGGUGGACCGGUACCUCCACCUUCGCCUUCAUAGCAGCGUUGAGCAGUGAGCAGAAGGAGGCACUUGAGGUGUUAGCGGUUGAAAAGAAGAGAACAGAUGAAGUGGAUAUGAGGAAAGAGAGCGCCAAAGACCUUGAAGAAUGGAAAGUAGCAGAUCUGGAGGAAUGGAAGAAGGUCACCUCGACCGAUGCAGUGAGAGUUUUGAGCCUGGAAGAAUCCCGGCGAGUGAGAGCGCAGUUGAAGAAGGAAGGCAAAACAGACAGGAUUUUGCCAACGAAAAUAGCCCGCAGGUACAAACCUGCCGAACAGCCAGGUGAACCAGCGACUAAGAAAAGUCGCCUCUGCAUUCGGGGAGACCUUGACCCAGAUCUCCUGUCGUUGGAGCGUUUUGCCCCAACAGUCAACACCAUGAAUUUGGCAGUCAUGUUUCAGAUUGCCGCCAAUGAAAACAUGAUGGCACAGAUUGGUGACCUGAAGAAUGCCUUUUGCCAAUCUACCAAGCUCGAGCGCAAGGGGGGCAAGCUUUAUUUUAGGCUUCCAUCCGAGGGGGUGGAAGGCGUUGAUGAUGAGCAGUUGGUCGAGAUUGUGGCUGGCUGCUAUGGGUUAGCUGACGCGCCAGCCCAUUGGCGCAAAUCCUUGACGGAGUUCCUGAAGGCGUUGGGCUAUGUCCAGAGCACACUGGAGACGCCACAGGGCGCAGCCUUCAAUGGGAGGCGAGUGCAGCAAAUGCCCGAUGGGGAAAUCCGCAUCGACAUGCAGAAGUUCGUGGAAGAACGCCUCCAGGAGAUUGCCCUGGAGAAGGGGAGAGCCUCUCAAAAGAAGGAGCUUGCAACGGAGAAAGAAGUGGCCUUGGCGAGAGCGGCUUGCGGAGCUCUCAACUGGUUGGCCAAAGAAGGCCGACCGGAUGCAGCAGGCCCAUCAAGCCUUUUGUCAUCGCGACUCACCAGGCUUACGGUUGAGGACCUGUGCACCAUCAAUGAGGUGAUUCGAAACCUGAAGAAGAAGCCUGAUCUAUCUCUACGUGUUCAGCCUUUGCAGAAUAUGAAGUUUGCUGUGGUGAGCGACGCGUCUUUUGGCAACGACAACCUUCACUCACAAGGAGGUCAGAUGAUUCUAUGUCAUGAGGCAGGGCUCCAAGAAAACCAACGUGUUAAAACCAAUCUUCUUUGGUGGAGGAGUGCCAGACUCCAACGCGUUGUCAACAGCACCUUGGCAGCCGAGACUCAGAGCCUAUCACGAGGGCUGGGAGACAUGCUGUGGAUCAUGGUUCUGUUUGAGGAGCUGAAGGACGAGAAAUUCUCUAUCAGGGAAUGGCCUCAAAGACUGAGUGGAAGCGAAGUCAUGGCUAUGGCGUCGACUUCGUCAACUGAGAGCCUGAAGGGUAGCUUAGCAGUUGUAGAUGCCAAGAGCCUUUAUGACCAGCUGUGUAAAGAAACGAUAGGUGGCCAGGACAAGCGUACAGCAAUUGAGAUACAGAUCAUAAGAGAGGACCUGAACAGCCUAUCCGGGAAAAUCCGGUGGAUAGACCACCCUGCGAUGUUAGCGGACCCGCUGACCAAGAUCAAAGGAUCUUGCGAACCUCUCUAUCUCAUGUUGUCCUCUGGCAUGUUUCAGCUGGUUGCAGAGUUUGAGCACAUGCAAGCGAGAACCAAUGCCAAGGAGAACGGACAGUCCAAUAUGGACAUCCGAAGAUUUGGAGUCAACAAAAGUUUGGGGAGCUGUGAAAUUGACAUGAAUGAUUCACCAUGCUUGACUCCAAAUCAUGCACAGGUCAAUCGUCAUGAACCCUUGGCAUAUGGGACUCCGCGCUGGCCGCUGGGGUUUCUCAGUUCCUGUGAGUUCUUUGAUCUUAACAGAGUCUUCCAUGAAGCGCAACCAGCUUGGAGAAGGGACCAGUUUCCAUCUUGGCUCAAGGAGAAGAAGACAGGAAUGACACCAAACUGCAGCCCCUGGUCCCCUGGUGGUGUUCUGUUCGUUGGAGCUUCCGUGUCACAGGGAUAUGGGAGAGUUCACGUUGGCGCGGCCUCCCGGGACUUGGAGAGGGCAGAGGAUCAACCGGUGGUUGGGAACAAAAAGUUCCAGUCGACAGCCAUGGACAGCCUCAUAUUUGGUCAUGGCAAAACCAUAGUUCCAGAUGUUCAGCGCAAUGGCGGUAUGCAGCAGCGUGCUUCCCAUGGAAGUCGCAAGGUGCCGCUGGAGAGGGUGCAACAGGAGCUACUCCAAGAUUUACGCCUCGGACGCCGGGUUCUGGAAACUGCCCAGAAACUUCUCCAGCUGCCACUGGCACCGAACAAGGACUUAGUGGUGGCAUUGGGUGUCCUGGGGCAUCACCAGCUGUGGCUGGAAGCUAUCGCACUGCUGCGAUCCUUCUGGGGGUCAGGUGCCCUUCGUCCUGACAUCUUCUGCCUCAACGCCUGCGCGGGCGCCUGCAGCCGCGCCGCUUCCUGGCCAUCGGCGCUGCAGCUACUGCGCGACGGCGGGCUGAAGCUGGACAUCUCCUCGGUAAACCUGGCGUGCAGUGCGUAUGAGAAAGGCAACGCUUGGAGAUCCGCACUUCAGACCUGGGCUGAGCCUCCGAGGGUCGAAGUCCUGGCCUACAAUGCAGUAACAUCUGCCAGCACUUCGUCAUCCAUUUGGCAACAAAGCUCUGAGAUGGUGGAGGUCAUGCGGCAGCGUGGCGUGGAGCCCACCAUAGUGAGUUUCACUGCAACAAUGACCACUCAAGCAGUGGAUGGCUGGCUGCUGGCUGUCGCUGCCUUGGCCCAGCUCCACCUCUUUCGCCUGCGCAGCGAUGUGGCGGCGGCCAACGCGGCUGUGGCAGCGAUGCAGUGGAGGAGAGCGAUGGCCUUGAGUUGUGCUUUCCGGGAUCACGGUCUGGACCUGAAUUUGCUCGGGCAGAACACCAUGAUCCACAGCAUGGGACUCCAUUCUCAGUGGCUGAUGGCAUCGCUGAAGCUGGAGCAGAUGGGCAGAUGUCAACUGUCUCCGGAUGUGGUGAGCUUCAACAGUUCGAUAGCAGCCGCGGAAACCAGCAGCCAAUGGAAUCGAGCUGCUUUGAUGCUGACACGGCUCUUGAGAAGCACCAAGCCAACUUCAAUCAGCUUCAAUUCCAUGAUGAGCGCAGCUGGCACCAGCCAAGAAUGGAGGAUCGCGUUGCAGCUGCACCACGAACAUUCCACCGCGGAGUGGCUGUGGGUGGAAGAUCCCAUCGGCUUCGCCACGGUCAUGGGGAUGUGCCAACAUUCGCUCCAGUGGAGCAUGGCCAGCUUCUUUCUGGCCCAGGCGCAGCAGCUGCGCCUUGCCACCAGCAUCUCGGGCCCCAAUGCAGGGCUCAUGGCCUGUGAGCAGCGCUGGCUCCAAGCCUUGCAGAUUUUUCACCACAUAGGCGACCACACAGGCGUGCGCAAGGAUGAGAUCACCUUCGCAGCGACAGCAGGAGCAUGUCAGGAGGCCAGCCAGUGGGAGCAGGUGUUGGCUUUGCACUCUUUGUCGUGGAACGGAGGCGCAGCCCCCACCUUGCUCUUGCAAAAUGCGGUGCAUUCCGCCUGGCGCCGUGCGCGCCAGUGGGAGGGCUCCAUCCAGCUGCUCGCGGACAUGCAGGAGGAGGAUGUGCUGCCAGAUGCCGUGAGCUUUGCGGCGACUGUGCAGACCUGCGAGCUGCGUGGUGAGCCGGGCCCGGCUGCCAUGGUUUUGAACCGGUUCAGCUCGAGCAGCGCACGGCUGCUGAGACCAAGCUAA